ACGGUGGUAACACUUACCUCGAACGCCGACGCCAUUAACUCAGUCAAGGAAUUUUAAUUGUAAUUUUUUAAUUAAUACGUUCUUUUGCCUGACAUAACGCGCUGUAUAAACACUUCAAAGUACCAGCACUAAAGCCACAUAUAUUUAACCAAGGCUAACUUGAUUUAAAUACAGUGAUUUAACCGGCAAAUAGCCGCAAAGGACGCUGCAUCAGUAUUAGUGACAAUAACUGGUAUUUUCGCAAUUCCAGGCAAAAUUUCGCCAUUGCGAAUUUUUAGAGUGAAAGUGCGCUUCCGCCUAUUACACUGUAAGGCAAUAAUUUGACUCUUGGCUGCUGUCCAUUUAAGUGAGAACGACAAACACUCACACGCACACACAUACAUACAAGCGAACACGCGCGGUUGCUGCUGUCCUACCCCACUGCCGCAAAGUAUUCCACUUCAUUACUUACAUCAUUCCCCUCACGCCGUCUGCGCCUGCUACCUCUUUGCUAUUGUAACUAACAGAAAGCUAAAACAAAACAUUUAGCCAUGGCCGAGCCUAAAACCCCCGAAAAGAUGCUGUCUGCCAAGCCGCCAAUGUAUCAUCAUCAGAAUAGCCAUAGUCCAAAUGCAUCGCUGCAACUGCCGAGCCCAAUCAUAACGCGCCGCACACGCACGGCCUCGACAUCGGCGCGUGCUAUGGAAAACCCGAUGGUAUGCGGUGUCGUUAAAUCCUUUAGCCGUACCAAAGGACAUGGCUUCAUUACGCCCAAUGGUGGCGGCGAUGACGUUUUUUGCCAUGUUUCCGACAUCGAAGGUGAAUAUGUACCCAUGCCCGGAGACGAGGUCAAAUAUCGCCUAUGCGCCAUUCCGCCCAAGUUUGAGAAACACCAGGCCGUGCACGUGCAGAUUAGUAAUCUGACGCCCGAGGUGCACCACAAGUGGGAGGAGCCCGUCUUCUGCGGUUCGCCCGCCAAAUAGGAAACAUUUGAAGCCAGCCUUGUGCAACUUAAUUAGCUGAAGCACGCCAUGCGGUCGAGGACAUCAAAUAUAAAAUAAAAAUCAGCAAAGAAAAAAAAAACCGAACAGUUGGCAGAGAAGAUGAUCAAACAGGAACUUAUGUAUGAAUGUGAAAAAUUACAAAAGAACUUUAUCAAUCGUGCGACGCAAAUACCCAUAGACUCAUAAACGCUCACAGCCAGCCAGUUUCAAUUAAAAGUAUAUGUAUGUAUGUUUAUUACGAAUAGUCUUAAGCUAAGCGUAAUAUUUCUGAAGUCAGUCACAACACAAAGAGUUGAACUUUUUUCAAAAAAGAGCGAGACCGUUAACCAGUUUUCAAAAAUAAUGAAAUUGUAUUUGAAUUUGUUAUUCCACGAAUGGUCACAAUGAUUUGGAGCUGGAGCCUGAAAUACUUAAUAUUUUUUUUGGUUGUAAUGAAAUAUAUUUAAUAUGCAAAGUCCGAAUCACUUUAUUAUAUCGUA
Messenger RNA from Drosophila busckii, 1462 nucleotides. Its product is annotated as cold shock domain-containing protein CG9705. The transcript is spliced from 4 exons. Bases 531 to 962 code for a protein of 143 amino acids. The record is from RefSeq and is a predicted model, not a curated record. Gene Ontology annotation, biological process: regulation of mRNA stability. Gene Ontology annotation, cellular component: cytoplasm. Gene Ontology annotation, molecular function: mRNA 3'-UTR binding. Lineage: Eukaryota; Metazoa; Arthropoda; Insecta; Diptera; Drosophilidae.